CGGAGAGGACGGGCGACGAACGGCUGGGAUGUUUUCAAAAACCAGCGAUGAACGUCACACAGCCGUAGGCUACGGUUAACGUCCAAUAUUUAGGAAAUAACUGUUUAUAUUGCGCAAUAUUCACAUAUAGCUGAACCUGAAUGAGUCGGUGGGAUACGUGUGACCCAGUUUAAAGGUGCAUGAUGAACCUACUGCGCUGUAGCUGUCACAGCUAGUCAGGUGCCGCACCAUGGCCAAACCUGGGAGCGACAGAGAUGGAGCCAUGGUGGAUAAGCAGGCGGGGAAGAAGAGCAAAGACAAGUUGUCCCCUUUCACCAAAACUCCGAAGCUGGACCGGAGUGAGUUGCUGGGGAAGGAAGGGAAAACCAAGUCUUCCAUGAAGCGCAAGCUCUCCUUCACUGCCAGUCCGCUCCGGACCGAGGAGCGAGACUCAGACACCGAUGACUCAGACCCAGGCCAGUCGAGUGAGACCUGGGGAGAGAGAUUAGUGCCUCCCUGCAGGAUAUACGCAGAUAAAGAUGGACCAGACAAGAAGAAGGUGAAAAAGGAGGCAGGGGGUAAGAAGUCCCAGGCUCCCAACCUUUUGUUUGGGUAUCCGCUGUCAGAGCGCAAACAGAUGGCUCUCCUAAUGCAGAUGACUGCCAACAGUCCAGACUCUACCCCCAGUCACCCUUCACAAACGACCCCUGUGCAGAAGAAGGUCCCCAGCAGCGCCUCGUCUCGACAGAAGGACAAGGUCAACAAGAGGAACGAGCGAGGGGAGACUCCCCUUCACAUGGCAGCCAUCCGGGGAGACGCCAAGCAAGUUAAAGAGCUCAUUAGCCUGGGAGCUGACGUCAACGUCAAAGACUUUGCAGGUUGGACUCCUCUUCAUGAAGCCUGUAAUCUUGGUUACUACGAUGUGGCCAAGGUCUUAAUAGCAGCGGGUGCAGAGGUGAACACGCAGGGUCUGGAUGACGACACGCCGCUCCAUGAUGCUUCAAGCAGCGGCCACAAAGAUAUCGUGAAACUGCUGCUACGUCAUGGUGGUAACGCCUUCCAGGCCAACAAGCGCGGGGAGCGCCCGGUGGACGUGGCGGAUUCUCAGGAGCUGGAGCAGCUAUUAAAGGGAGAGGUGCCACUGUCGGACCAAGAAGAAAGCUCCUCAGGUGAUCUUCUCUUGUCUGCAGAGUCUGAAGACCCUCCGUCUGUCAAUCCAUCCAGCGUGGAUGACAACUUGGAAGACUCUGAUACUGAAAAGGACUCAGACGGCAAACCAGCCACGAAAGCGUCAUCGUCCGUGCUAGGACUGGACGAGUACGAGUUCAAGGAUGAGGAGGAGGAGGAGGAUCUCAGUAAAGCCCUGAAUGACAGACACAUCCUCCGAAGGGAACUACGGCAGCGGGAGAAGGAGGAGAAAGAGAGGAAUCAUGUGGCAGGAAAGCAGAGUGGAAAAGGGGAUUCAUCCUCAAAGCCCAAAAGGCAGAAGGCUUCUCGAGUCCACUGCAGCUCGGAUACCUCCAGCGACGAAAUGGAGAGCCUUCCAGAGAAAAGAAAUUCCCCCACCUGCUCUCAAAGUUCAGAGAGCCUCAAGGCAGACACAAGGUCUAAAAAGGAGAAUGCUGAGCAAAAGGACAAGGACAAGGGCAAAGUGAAGAGGAAGAGCAAAAGCCAGAAUAAAAACAAGGAAAACCAAGAGGACGGGAAGGAGAACAGCAAAACUUUGGUUCUCUCUCUCGCAACCGUGUCCGAGAGCACAGAAAAGGGCCGGGAGGAAGACUCCUUUAAGAUGUCUUUCAGUCCUAAAGAUGACUCGUCCGUCCACCUCUUUCAUUUGUCGUCCAUUAAGUCUCCCAAACUGAACCACAGCCUGACUGAUAAACAAACACCACUCAAACAGGAAAAUACUAAGAUGUGCAUUUCCAUCAGCGACAGUUCAUGUCCGGUGGACGGUGUCAAAUACAACCACUACACAGACGCAGACUACUGCACUGAAGGCUCCAGCACCAAGGGGUGCAAGCACAAAGAGAAGAGCAAACAUCAACAGAAAGACUCUAGCGGAGACGGGGACGAUGGUCAUUCGAGUCCUUACAAAGAGGGCAGCAUAGGAAACAGCGUGGACAGCAGUGAAGGUGCCUUACGGAAGACUGACUUGGACGGCAAAGUGGUGAAGAAGCAUAAGCUUAAACACAAGGAGAAAGACAAACACAGGAGGGAAUACGAGGCAGAGCGCAGCCGCCACAGGCAGAAGGAGGCCAGGAAAGACAGCCACAGGAAUUUGGAGUUUGACAGAGAGUUCUGGAAAGAGAAUUUUUUCAAAAGUGAUGAGACAGAUGAACAUCUGCCAGUAAAAAAGGAAGGUGAAGACAAUAGCUCGCUUCACAAGACCUCUGAUUCAUCUCCUGUCAAAGAUGAGAGAAACACGAAAGAGAAGCACUCGAGCAGCAAGGAAAAGAGGCCGAGAGAGGAACGAGAAAAAGACAAGGCUGUGAAAAAAGAGCGGAAGGAGUCUGCUGGUAAAGAGGAGAAGGUAAAGGAUUCAAAGCUGAGCGAGCGUGACGAGAGGGUGGACUGCCACGGCUCAGGGCGGAUUCCUGAGGAGACGCUGCAGAGCAACAGCAUGAAAGAAGAGACAGAAGAGAAACCCAUAAGUGGGAUCACAGCUGAUCAAGAACAGCUGGAGCUCUCUGAAAAAGCAUCACGCGAGAAAACUGACAAGAGGCUCCCAGGAAAGGAGAAGGAUUCAGAGAAAAUGGAGAAAAGGCAUCUUGACAAGGAAAAAAAGGUUAAAACGGAGCAUGCUGACAAAGCUGAAGCACAGAAUUCAGUAGAUCGUUGGAAGGAAAAAGAAAGAACAGGAGCUAUUUCUUCCCACUCGCCUGGAGAUAAAAACUACAAAGAGAAUGAGAAACUGAAAUCUUUAUCCACAACCAAAAAGCAUGAAGACAGCAGGAAAAAUAAAGAUAAAUUUGACAAGCGGUCUGAUAGGGAGAAGCAGGACAGAGAAUAUGGUGUUGGGGAUCACAGAGAAAAGGAACGCACCAGCUCUGAUAAGAAAGGAAAACCUCUUGAGAAGACCACAGAUCAUAGUAAAUCCGAUCGCUCUAAAGAAAAGGACUGUGAAAGGAAAAAGAGAGAUAAAAUAAAAGAUGGAACUCUUUCCUCAAGCUCCAAUCUGAAACUACUCUUAGAGGAGAAGAAGAGCUAUCUGUCCGAGAGCAGCAAGUCCUUAUCUACAAAAUCAAAGGAGGAAGUUGUGAGAACACCGGAGAAAGAUCGUGACAGGAGAGACCGGGACAGAGACUCAGAUAAACACAAGGACAAGGAUAAGGACCGACACAAAGACCGCUCCCAGCAGGCCAAAAUCAACAAGGUCAAACCCAACGAGGCAGAUGCAGAUAAGGCCAAAUCAAAAGCUUCGCCAGCAACACGAGACGCCAAGCCCAAAGAGAAGAGGCUUGUGAACGACGACUUAAUGCAGACGAGUUUUGAGCGCAUGCUCAGCCUGAAAGACCAGGAGAUUGAGCAGUGGCAUCGCAAACACCUGGAGAAAAUCAAGCAAAAAGAGCGAGAAAGGCUUAAACAGCGGCCUCUGGCAGACUCUGGGAAGACCAAGCCCAAAGACAGAACGAAAACCGAACCGUGUCUGAGUAAGGAGCUCAUGCGCUCAAAAAGCUCUGAGGCCUCUGACGCCCACAGCAGAGAUAAACCCCUGAAGGACGGCACCAGCCCCAGAACAAUGUCGCUUGAUGGAAAGAGUCUGCCCUCAAUAAGCGCAAAGGUCAUGUCAGCUGUGGAAAACUGUCUGACCAGAUCACCCCGACCAGAGAGCGAACGCUGUGGCCUCAUGUCCAGGUCCGUGUCCUUGGUUUCCGUCGCCAGCUCGGAGGAUUCGUGUCAAGCGACAACAUUAACACCCAGACACGUCGAAUACGACUCUGACAUGAACCUGGAAGCCUCAGACUCUCAACCUGCAUUCCUCCAGUCUUCCCUCGUCAUUCAGGCCACCAGAUCGCCGCCUGUUCAUGAUAAAGAUUGCAACAGUCUUCCAGACGCAUCGCAGAGUAAUCGGACGCCGCUGCCCGGCAGACACGAAUCUCCGUACCUCAGGGCUAUUCUGGAUGAGGAUGCCAACUCAUCGAGUGAAGGUAAAGCUUCUGAAAAUCUGCCAAAGCCCAACCAGCCCACAGAGGAGCCGGGAACAAGAGAGACCUCAGCAGAAAUGGAAGAGAGCCAACCACAAUGUAUAAAUUCAGUUGCAGAUUCAGCCACAGAAAGAGAAAACAGCACUCCUGAUGGUUUAACGUCACAAAUAUCAAACAAAGAUCCUCAGAGUAAAAGCUUAGCGCUUCCAGAGUGCAGUAGCUCUCAAACGGGAUCAACAGAGCAGAAACCUCUUCCCUCCUCUGAUCCUCCUGUUGUGAAGGACGUCCAGUGUCUGACAGAGAGUGCACAGGCAGAGUGUAGCAGCAAGGAUGCAGAUCAACCAUCGACACCUGCAGCUUGUUUACCUGCUGAGCCGCCAGAGCUCACCAACACAAAAGCCCUUCAGCAGAGGGAACCGCUCGCUGUUUCCGUUGAGGAGAUGGUGCAGCAGACAGAACCAGGUCCCACAAAUGUUUCCGACCUUAAAGAGGAACCUCUUGAGAGCGCUGACGGAGCAGAAGAGGAGAGUAUGGAAACGGAGAGCUACAGAACAGAGGCCAGAGGAAGUCCCAUACCCUCCACCAGUUCGCACAUUCCCAGCUCCACUGCAGCGGAGUCCUUACCAGGCUUUAGUCAAACAAGCACCGAGUCCAAAUGUUCUCCGGAGGACAUGGAUGUAAAUGACCAAGACUGCAAGAACUCCAGAUCUCCCAGUGACGAUGCAGGUUCGUGUCUCGAGGCUCAGGUGGAGAAAAAGGAAAGCGAGCCGUCCUGCAGUUUGAGCCCUGAACACAAGGCUGAGGAGAUGACUGAUGUCCCGCAGAGCUCAGAUAACAACAGCACCGCUGCGGUUUCUGUUGCAACAGAGAGUUCGUCAGUGGAGGGCAGCGUGGCUACAGAGGCCUCCUCUGAAUCUACAGCAGAAGCCAGCGCAGAGCCGAUGGAGGUGACGCCUGCCGAUGAGAAACCAGAGUCAUCCUCAGCCGGUGAAGAGCAGAGUCAAAGCGCCGCCCAAUCGGCAGCUCAGACUGACAGCAGUAUCAGCAGCUGCAGCAGCGGCAGCAGCAGUGGCAGCAGCAGCAGUAGCGCAUCAGGGAGUUCCUCUCCACAAUCUGGUGACCGGGACUCUGAUUCCUCUGGGGCGAAGGUCAAGAUUCGCUCUGCAGAUGAGGAGGUGGACAUCCACGUUCCACAUCCACGCAAGAGAAAGAUGCCCAAAGUGUCGAGCUCCCAGCCGUGCCCCACGACUCAGCAGCAGGAGAAGGACCGAGGCCAGCGGUCUCUGGCCGCCAUCGUGGACUCCGUAAAGCUGGAAGAGAUUGAGCCCUACCAGACGGAAAGGGCCAACCCGUACUACGAGUUCCUGCACAUCAGGAAGAAGAUUGAGGAGAAGCGCAAAGUGUUGUGCAGCGUCACCCCCCAGCCACCGCAGUAUUAUGAUGAAUAUGUGACCUUCAACGGAUCCUACCUCUUAGAUGGGAACCCACUAAGCAAACUCUGCAUACCAACAAUAACUCCACCUCCAUCGUUACCUGAGCAGCUGAAGGAGAUGUUCAAACAACAAGAGGUGGUGCGGAUGAAACUACGACUACAGCACAGCAUUGAAAGGGAAAAACUGAUUGUUUCAAAUGAACAGGAAGUCUUACGAGUCCAUUACCGUGCAGCGAGAACACUAGCCAAUCAGACUCUGCCUUUCAGUGCCUGUACAGUUUUAUUGGAUGCUGAAGUGUACAACAUGCCUCAAGACGUCCAGGUUGGUGUCAGUUCACCUGGUGACGAUGGCAAAACGUCAGUGAGAGACAGAUUCAACGCCAGGCAGUUUAUGUCGUGGUUACAAGAUGUUGAUGACAAGUUUGACAAACUGAAGACGUGUCUUCUGAUGAGGCAGCAGCACGAGGCGGCGGCCCUGAACGCCGUGCAGCGUCUGGAGUGGCAGCUCAAGCUGCAGGAGCUGGACCCCGCCACCUACAAGUCCACCAGCAUCUUCGAGAUCCCCGAGUUCUACAUCCCUCUCGUGGAGGUCAACGACGACUUUGACCUCACCCCGAUAUGAGCUGCAGGACAGGCGUGCUCUGCCACAGCGGCGGCCAUAUCACGGACACGAGACGGCAGCCCCGCACACAUUCGAGGAAAAGGAAAAGAAAAAUGUGAAGCACUUAGAAUGUGGCGCUAACACAAAAGAGCAUUUAGAAAAGAGACGAUUUUACUCCACAGCUCUUACAAACCGGCGCGGCCCACCACGAGGACCGGCUGCUCCUCGUACAGAAAAAGGAGGUCCACGGAGCGCAGGGAGCAGAGACCAAAAGCUGUGGCGAGUCACACAGAGUGUGGACGACACCUGCUCCUGCUCCUCAUCCAGCAGGGUCACACAACUGAAAGAGUUCAAUUGUUUUCAAAGUGAGUGUUCAUACAUUGUGUACAGACUGUGCUCUUAAUUUUUUUAACUUAUUUUAUACAUAAAAAAUUGUGCAUUUGUAAAUAGUCAUGUAAUUAUUGUUUUAAACUUGUAAAAACAAAAAAUAAUAGAUAUUUUGAUUGUAAACUUGUUCUGUCUCAUGUUUUAAUGGACCAAAGUUGGUUUUUAUAUCGAGUGUCCUCUUCGUCCGUGAUGUUCUUGUUGUUGUUGGCUUAAAAUCUUUAAGCAUGUGUUGGCUUUUGUUGUGUUUUUUGU
Messenger RNA from Centropristis striata (black sea bass), 6796 nucleotides. RefSeq names its product ankyrin repeat domain 12 (gene ankrd12). Gene Ontology annotation, cellular component: nucleoplasm. The transcript has 13 exons. Lineage: Eukaryota; Metazoa; Chordata; Actinopteri; Perciformes; Serranidae. Gene Ontology annotation, molecular function: protein binding. Bases 230 to 6178 code for a protein of 1982 amino acids. The record is from RefSeq and is a predicted model, not a curated record.